AUGACGAUGAUGUUGUCCACUGUGAACAAUCCGUAUCGUGGUGGUGGAUCGAACAACAACAACUCGAAUGAUCAUAAUAACUCGAAUCAUCGAAUGGUCAUUGAGGAUGUCACUGAUGAUCCGGAGUAUUCAUCCUACGGAAACGAGAACGAGAAGCCAGAAAAUGAGGAAGAAGGAGCAUUUGUGGAAUAUGAGAAAUUGGACAAAACUGAGGAUCCGGCUGCCUAUAAAGUUUGCCAAUCAACAACGGCCGUCAAUCGAACCUACAACAACAUUCGUCCCGCCUACAGAAUGCCAAUCGGCGGUGGCAGCGGCUCAUCAUCGGGAUCGAUUUCUCGUGAAAUUCGCAUCGAAUCAAUGAAUUUGAACGACGUCGAAGAUGGCGCCAGAUGUCGUGAUAAGGAGUGCCGUUUGGGAUGGAAACAGCAUCCCUGGAGUGAGAGAUACCAAAAAGUUAUCAAUUAA
Messenger RNA from Caenorhabditis briggsae, 465 nucleotides. NCBI's taxonomy places the organism in Eukaryota, Metazoa, Nematoda, Chromadorea, Rhabditida, Rhabditidae. The transcript has 6 exons. The coding region runs from base 1 to 465 and encodes 154 amino acids. The record is from RefSeq and is a predicted model, not a curated record.